Molecule: messenger RNA, 1092 nt
Organism: Anopheles marshallii
Lineage: Eukaryota; Metazoa; Arthropoda; Insecta; Diptera; Culicidae
Gene: Gmd
Product: GDP-mannose 4,6 dehydratase
Exons: 2
Coding region: 1-1092 (363 amino acids)
Biological process (GO): GDP-mannose metabolic process
Molecular function (GO): GDP-mannose 4,6-dehydratase activity
Source: RefSeq, a predicted model, not a curated record
AUGGAGGGCGAAACAGCGGUGACGAAUCCCACCGGCGAUAGAAAAGUGGCACUGAUAACAGGCAUUACGGGUCAAGAUGGAUCAUAUUUGGCCGAGUUUCUGCUGGAUAAGGGAUACGAAGUGCAUGGUAUAAUUAGACGGGCUAGUACAUUCAACACCUCGCGCAUCGAACAUCUGUAUGCGGAUCCAUGUACUCACAGAGAGGGAAAGAUGAAACUACACUACGGUGAUAUGACCGACAGUAGCGCACUGGUGAAGAUUAUUGCACAGGUGCGACCGUCCGAAAUCUACAAUCUGGCCGCUCAAAGCCACGUCAAGAUUUCGUUCGAUUUGAGCGAAUACACGGCCGAGGUGGAUGCAGUCGGUACGCUACGUCUGCUCGAUGCCAUCCGUACCGUUGGGCAGGAAAAAACAGUCCGCUUCUACCAAGCAUCCACGUCGGAGCUGUACGGAAAGGUGGCCGAGACACCGCAGAACGAAAAGACACCGUUCUAUCCGCGCUCACCGUACGCCUGUGCGAAGAUGUACGGAUACUGGAUUGUGAUAAACUAUCGCGAAGCGUACGACAUGUUCGCCUGCAAUGGGAUUCUCUUUAAUCAUGAGUCACCGCGUCGGGGGGAGAACUUUGUUACGCGCAAGAUUACCCGUUCGGUGGCAAAGAUUUCGCUCGGCCAGCAAGAAUACCUAGAGCUGGGAAAUUUGGACUCUAAGCGUGACUGGGGCCACGCGAAAGAUUACGUAGAAGCGAUGUGGCUCAUGAUGCAACAGGACAAGCCGGAAGAUUUUGUUAUUGCAACGGGUGAAACGCACUCGGUGCGAGAGUUCGUAGAAAAGUCGUUUCAGUACAUUGGUCGGGACAUCGAGUGGCGAGGGACGGGAGUGGAUGAGGUUGGUGUGGAAAAGGGUACCGACACGGUACGGGUACGCAUCAAUCCAAAGUUUUUCCGCCCGACGGAGGUUGAUCUGCUGCUGGGCGAUGCGUCCAAAGCGAAGGCACAGCUGGGCUGGUCGCCGAAAGUAACAUUCCUCGAACUGAUCGCCGAUAUGAUGGCGGCGGACAUACAGCUGAUGAAGAAUAAUCCAUCCGCCUAA